Messenger RNA from Cylicocyclus nassatus, 1132 nucleotides. Lineage: Eukaryota; Metazoa; Nematoda; Chromadorea; Rhabditida; Strongylidae. The record is from the annotation of a GenBank genome assembly.
UGUUCAGGGCGUCGAAUAUCGACGUACCUCAGGCUUCUCCCGUCGGCAACGAUGCCACUCCUUUAUGGAGCUGUUGCUAAUUCUAGUUUGAAGUAUCGAUUUGUUAUUGCUGUUCUACUUGUAUAUAUUGUGUAUUCACACUGGCGCCAUAAUAAUGAUCUCUUAGCAAUAAUCGAAAAAGCUGGAACCGAUUUAAGCACAUGUCAGAGCUACGCCGAAAGUUUAGUGGCCAAAUUACGAGUCGUAUACGAGCAUAAGAAUAGAAUGGAGAAGAUUUUUACUUCAAGACGAGCUAUUGCUCAAGGGAAAAUAAAAGCAGCAGAAGGUAUGUGGCGAUCAUGUGAAGAAAAUCUGACCAUAGUGGUGGCCCAGCUUAGUGAAUGCCAAAUUGGUAGAGCAAGACAAAUACCUAGACCGCCUGACGUAGAGCUGUCAAAGCUUCAAACCGAAGUCAAUGCUUUGCGAGCUGUGAAUGCAAGCCUGAAUGAAAUUAUACUUCGGAAAGAGGAGGCUAUGCAGAGUUGCAGUGAAGAAAUAAAUCGAUUGAAAAAAUCGCUCUCCACUUGCGAGGACACGAUAAGCAAAUAUGUCGGUGCUGUGCCCAUUGCUCACUACACGCAGAAUGAGACGGCAUUUUUUGAGAGAAAACAUAAAGCUGGAGAAGCUUUGUCAUUUGAUAGGAACCAAGACGAAUUCAAACCACCAGUUUUACUACCCCCAAAAGAUUUGGUAGCAAAAUUAGCCGAGAAAGCGCGGCACAUACGGAAAGGUGAAGAAGCUGACAAACAUCCAGACGAUCGAGAAAAAACUGAUGAAUACGUGAAUGAGUUACCUGAUCCAAACGAGAAAGACUAUAAGGAGAUACGAUGAGAUCUCAACGAGAUUAUUCCUACAAGCAAGCCAUGUGGACAUCUUGAUGACGUCUUGCUACAAAUUCAUUAUAAUAAUCUAAUUUCGGGUGUCAUAAGCAGCUAUAAUCAGAGGGCCGUAUAGUGUUUUAUCUCUUGCUUGAGAUUUGGUUCUAAGGUUUUUUAUUGUUAGAGCAAAUUCAGCUAGGUAUUAGUGCUUUCUAUAGUGCUACGAUGUGAAAAUUGCCGACAUUGUUCUCUUAGCCUCAUUACCUUACGCGUGU